Molecule: messenger RNA, 660 nt
Organism: Macrosiphum euphorbiae (potato aphid)
Lineage: Eukaryota; Metazoa; Arthropoda; Insecta; Hemiptera; Aphididae
Source: the annotation of a GenBank genome assembly
AUGGCUAUUAUUAAUUUAUCGGAGAGAGAAUUGUUUGCCGAAAUUGAGGCGGCAUCGGCGGCACUGAAGGUGGGUGAAAAGUUGGCCACGGCGCAUUGCGUCUCCGAGGACUUCCAGAUGAGAAGUGGUAUUGCCGUAAACUUCAAGCUGAAGUACGGAGCCCUCGGAGCCCUGAUGGACCAAAAGGUCCGGGUCGGUGGUGUGGCGGAAUUACCUCGGAGUGACGAGGGAGGUAAAUUGUGUGUAUUUUACCUUGUCACAAAGGUCUUAUUCCACCAUAAGCCGACUCUCCAAUCUCUGGCCGAUUCGUUGAACCAGUUGCGGGAUCGAUUAAUCGAUUUAAGAAUAAAUCGAUUAAUCAUCCCAAAGCUUGGGUGCAAUUUGGAUCGGCUGGAUUGGUAUCAGGUGCGUGGUCUGCUUUCAGUCACGUUCAGCCAAGAGAUGUAUAUCACAGUAUGCGAUCCCGAAUACCCUGAAAUACGAACACAUAGAGUGGCGCCUCUGCGGGUGGAAAGCCGGGUAUUUUGUGCCACCAACAAUGCCCCAGAUACCAGGGAAUUACUUAUACUACCAGGUAUACUACCUGUUGAUAUUAGCAGCGCCAGUACAAAUUCGACGUUGGACAGAUGUUUAACACAUUUUGACUUGAAGAAAGAGUAA